Molecule: messenger RNA, 4886 nt
Organism: Amoebophrya sp. A25
Lineage: Eukaryota; Dinophyceae; Syndiniales; Amoebophryaceae
Source: the annotation of a GenBank genome assembly
UGUCAGAUGAGAUGAAAAAAACAAGAGGACAUCACGACUCGUUGUAGGUGAAGUGUAGUUGGUAAUCUACUGCUGGAAAAAAAUUGAAUGCCGAAAAGCAAAUAAUAGAGCUGUGCGGACACAACUUUCAUUUUUUGAAGACAUCGUCUCACUCCUUCGUUACGUGCAAAGGGAUAAUUCAUUUUUUGAAGACAUCUCCUUCGUUACGUGCAAAGGGAUAACACAUCAUCUACCAAGCGGAAAACCAUGCCAACGUCGGAUCGAAGCAUGGGCGGCUUCGGCCUCGCUAUGCCCAAGCUGCAGCCGUUCUCGUCAACCGGAAGGUAGUUAGUUGGAACUACCUAGUUGGAACAUUUUUCGGGUGAGAAGACUAAGUACUUAUAAGUUAUGGGAAGAUCCAUCAAGACCAUGAUCAUGCUUAAAAUACUUACUCAAAAGAGACUCAGGGAGGUCGUAGGGCCAAUCUGAAUCGACUAACAUCAUCAUCAUCAUCAUCAUCAUCAUCGUCGCCAUCGUCAUCAUUCUUCUCUACCUCGUGAUUUGGUACAUAGUACUACCACUGCUAUCAUUGUCAUCACUUACUCUAGGUUUUCAUCAUCAUCACUUACUCUAGGUUUUCUGGCGUAAAACCAGUCCACGCUGCAGAUGGAACGGAGGUAGAGAAUACAGUCCAUAAUGCUUUAGGCCCGCUUUAUAGUCCGACGCGUCCACGAGGUGCGAUGUUGCCAGAGGAGGGAGUGGUUAUGGAAAAUUCUACGGGCGUUCCAUUUAGGUGAAUUGUAAUUUCUCAUAAUGCGUUGCCACAGGAAUAAUACGUAGGUGUAUUGUAAUUUUUAAUGAUACGCUCAGGAAAUGAUACGUUGCCACGUUUAGGAGGAUACGAAUCCUUCUUCUCUAAUCUUCUCGAAGCAAGUGCCAACGGCAGUAAACUCUCGACAGAUUCGCAAGCUUUGGAAACCUCAGCAGCUUUGGAGUACAUCUCUCCACGUACAAGGAGUAAAAAUCUAGGAAUCUCGUCACCUGAAGAACACGCAGAUGUUCCGAAGGAUGCGGAUGUCGAGUUAAGAGAUCAACAGUCCUUCGCUCUAAUCGAAGAGGAGGUCUACUGCUCUCCUGUGCAUUUAGCAGGUGAAUUUAUCCUUCGCUCUAAUCGAAGAGGAGGUCUACUCCCCAUCGCCCUUACCAAUGAGGAAAAAAAAGGGUUGGUUAUCCAGUGGUAUCCUAGGAACGAAUACGGCGGCGCCAGUGUUGAAAGUUGGUGGCGGUUUUGGUCCGGGAUUGAGUUAAGAUGUGGUCAUUGAAGUUGAUGUUCUAGCGGCCUAGUAGAUAAUUACUUACGCUUUAUUUGAAGUAUGGUCGACGUCGAGGAGAGUGUCCUAAAACAUGAGAAAAAAUGCAAAAAAGGAGCAAAAAAGGAAGAAAAGAAGAAAUAGACUGCUUCCAACAACGACCUCUUGCCAGGCACAUCAGUCAAUCAAUCAACCUCUUAAAACCUUGCUGUAUAGAAGACUUGAUGUGAGUAUAGCAAGACCUCCUGACGUCGCUUCUAAAACCUCAUUACCAGCGCAGGCCCGCAAUUGAAAGGUGUAGCAGGAUUCACCACCUUCGUACCAGAUACGCCUCGGAUUGAGCCGAAAUUAGUUCCCGGGAAAGCCUUACCCUCGAAGAUUUUCGACACAAGUAUCAACACAGGCAAGCCAUUAUUGACUCCUGCAAAACUCAACAGCGUGCCGAUGCUUCCAGUUAUGCACAAAUAGUAUUUGCAUUCAACAAGAACAAGCAUCUUCAAAUUGUGGUUUCAAAAGUCUAUUUUAUCCUAUACCGUAGGUCCUAUUAUAGGUGUAUUUUUGUCAGUCUUCUAAAACCCCUGCCACCUCGACGAACAUCAUGGUUCCGAAACCAGAAAACCGCGUUUUGGGUUCUGGCUUUUCAACGUCGAUAAAAAUGCCUCAGCUCAUGUCCUGGAGGCCAUCGCAGGCAAAAAGCCCAACGCCAACUAUGAAAGGAAAAAGUCCUACUUCCUACACUCAAGAAAGAUGUAUAGCUACUUUCCUACUUGAAUCCUAGCCAAUUUCUUGAGUGUAGGAAGUAGGAUUUAUAAGUACAGGAAAGUAGCUAUACGUGCACUAACACUUUCUUGAGUAUCCGACCAAGUUCGUGCACUUUUUCCUUUCUUCAUACCAACAGAAGGAGCACCAGGCGACUCCCAGAACGUUCCUCCAGGUGCUAAAGUAGUGUACCAAGCGAAGGUUCCCGCCAGUCGCCUCCUAGCCAUGGACGUCGACUUCAUGAAGGGAGAAUUCAAGAUCAAUGGGUGUCCGUUGUAUUAUGAUCUGGAACAAUUAACAUGAGCUCUUGCCAGGCAUAUUAAUCAAUCGAAUGAAUCAAUCAUGCAACAAUAUGAAUCUUCAAAGAUCGCGCCAUAUUAUUUCUACAACUUGGGAUGUUGCUAAAAUCGAUCGAUAUAAUACUUGGACGGCACGACCUACCUAGCUAGAGUUUCCGAUUCGUCGGUCUUAUCUUCUUUAUGAAACUUCUACCGGUUAGUUUUCCUUUUCCCUCAUAUCCUGGGUGUACGUGUAUCCCUACAAGCAAUUUAUUAAACUUCCACUGUAGUGACAACUUUUCCUCUUCUAACCUCCUCUCAAUUCGCGACAUCCCACUGAUGCUGGUGAGACCGGUUUGCGAGUUUGGGAUGCUGGCAUGAUCUUUGCGAAAUGGGUGGAGAAAAACGAGGAGUUCCGACACAAACUUGUCUUGGAGCUAUUAAGGCCCGAUAAGUAUGCAAUUCGUUUGCAACGCUCAUUUUCUUUAGUUUCCUUUUUAGGAUUCUGAAGAAAUGAAGGCAAGAAUAAUGAAUUGUGUUGAGCUCUAAAACUAGGCAGUGGUACUGGUGUUGGUGGUCUAGCGUGUGCCAUGUGCGGAAACCAAGUCAUCCUCAGUGACAGGGAAAACGCGGACGUGGAACACAAGCUGCGACUGAAUAUUACCAUGAUUAUGGAGGGGAGGUAUAUGCCGUUGUUGAGUACUCCAACUCUCCUGCACUUGAUUUCUAUUUCAUAAGUUUAGGUAUUAAGUAGAUGAUGGUAAGGCGAUAAGUAUUCUUUCGGGACGCUUCUAAUCAACACACACGGCUGGUUUCUUCGAAGCAAGGCGCCUGUUCCUACACCACUUUGGACUGGCAGCAGCCUGCCGAGACGUGGCUCCCGGCCUUGCCUAGCUUAAGGCUCACUGACUCAAAUCUAUCAUCAAAGAGAACAGGAUGAAACUAAAAUCACGAUCAAUUUCCCUACCCAGGGGCUAUUUUAUCUCCCUCUCUAUCCCUCCACCUCUAACCUUUGCCAUCGACACUAUUAUCGCCACUGACGUGAUAUGGGCCCAUCCUUUUGUGCACCAGUUUUUGAAAGUGCUCAGAGCGCUAGUCGAUAGUGGAAAACUAGACCUUGAGAAAUUGCAGAUUUGGAUAGGACAGAAGGUAUUGAUGAUGCUUCAAUAGCGCAUGCAUUGCUUAGCAAGAAAACAAAUUACCAAAAGAGGCGAAACUGAUGUUCUUGCCACAAUGUAGUGUAACAGAAGCGUACAUAAUUCCACCACAGGAACGCGACCCAGCAGUAUGGGAUGCAUUCGUCGAGGCAUGCGCCGAGUACGGAUUUGGCGUUGGCGAAGGUCUCUUGUCCGGUGGGCUGGACCCUGCGGACGAAUUCUUUUCCGAGAAGGUCAACAUCUAUAAGAUCGAGCUUCUGGAAGCGUGAAGAGCAUGUUCUUUCGUUGUACUUACUCGUAGAGAGGUCAGGGUAGUUGUGCUUUUUGAGGACUAUCUGUAACAAGUAGACGAAUUUUCGUACAUGAUAAUUCUUAGCGCAGUUGAAGAUGAUUUCGGGUUAAGAGCAGCUUAGGCAAGAGCACCUUUUUCACACGAUGGAGAAUACUACGUAUAUCCGUGUAUCAUGUUGUACCGUACGGAUGAUAGAAAAAGCAGUCAAGUACAAGCACCAGUUAAUCUUUCCGUCGCGAUAGUAGAUAAGCAAACAUAUAUUUUCCUAAUAUUGUCUCGCAGCAUGAUUAGUAGAGAAAUAAUAUUUAGUACUCUCUCACAAGUGUCGCUAUCUUCUAUACCAGUUGCAUGAACUACACUGGUGCGCAACUACACUAAAAUCAAAGCUUUUUUUAGAGAGUCCAUCAAAUGGAGAUCUCGAAGACGCAGCAUUGAAAUUUCAGGCGCACCACGAGGCGCGAUUAUGCAAUUAUCUUCCUAAUUCGUAGAGGCCCCCCCUCCUGCCAUAGUGCAUAUCUGCAGUGCAUGUAUGAUUAGAAGCGGGGGCGCGCAUUGUGUGCUCGUGUGAAGACAUGCUUGUUCUGUACAACUUUUUAUUUACAAAAUAUACAAACAGCUACUUUUUAGACUUCUCCCCCUGAUAAUGGAUCCGUCGAUAACCAACCUCCAUAAGCGUCAAUUAAAGAUGAGCAACAAGGGAUUGUGGUCGUUUCGGUAGCACAACGAAUUUAGGUAUCAACUGUGUGUCCGCAAUUCACGUGUAAAGAUCGUUUCGCUUUUUUUUCGACGAAUUUUCCAUAUGAAGAGUGGUUUUAAUUUUUGUAAUUCAAUCUACAAUAUUAGGUAAAGGCACCCUAUUAAAUCAUGAGGAAUCCUAUAGAUGAGGACCGCUGCAUGGUCCUAAUACUAUAACAAGGAGGUCAUGUUUCCUCGUCAAAAAACGUUGGAUCUCAUUACAUGGAGUCAAAGAUACUCAACUUCUACUUUGCAUGAAAAGACUAUGCUACGAAAUUGAUUCGAACUUGCGGAUUAAAAUUCCGACGAGCAUCAACUUGUUUGCACGCAAUUCUUAUUGUGAUUCACACAGGCACAGUGGUGUGCCACACUUCCC